AAUCAAGAGUGUGUGUAUGCAAAGCCAAGAGCUACAUGUGCUGCCGCCCAGUCCCACAUUAGAAUCCAUAAACAAAACUGGAAGCCAUUUAGAGCCGCCACUGCAGCCACUCCAUCGACAGGAAAGCACCUCGACAGCCACGCGGAAAAUGAAACCAAAGCAGAAGACUUCAGCUCUAACGCUGCCGCUGGCGACGGGCAACCUCAUGCUCCUCGCCAUGCUGAUGGGUCUUCUGGUGGCCUCCAUCCAAGCCAUCGAUCAGAAAUCCGUGAAACCAUCGGCGGCAGCGCCCUCAUCGUCACGAGAUUCUCCCAUCUAUAUCGACGAUGACAGCAUCGAAGGAUCUGGUGGACGCGGCGGGAUUCACGACGAUCUAGAGAAAGAUCCGGACUACUCUGGCUCCGGCUUUGGACCCGAUGACGAGGACGCCGAGCCCGACCACCAUUCGCACGGUUCGCACAACUCGCAGCACUCGCAGAACGGAGCCGGCGGCGGUGCCAGCAUAAACACAGCUCAUACACCAACAGACACCUCAUCCACAAUCUCGACACCAACGACUGCGAAUUGGAACACAACCACCACAACAACGACCACCACAGCAACGCCAACCACCACCAGUGCAUCAUCUCCAACAACAACAACAGCAGCAACCAACAACAACAAUGGGCCAACCAACUCCAUUUCUGGCCAGAGAGAGAACGAUACCGAUAUCUUUCGUCAACCCGAAAUGCCCAUUUUCGAUCCCCAUGUGGACACCGAGGGCAGUGGUGAUAGCCAUGAUGACGACGAUGACGACGGCGACUUUGAUGCUGACAACGACAACGACAACGACGACGAUGGCGAUGGCGGCGAUGACGAAUACGAUUAUGCGGACCGCAACAUCGAUGCUCCUGGCACGAGGACUGACGACGAAGUGAAGCCAGAGGACGAGAUUCCCACGAACAACCACGACUUCACAGACUUUGACAAGGAUACCAUCGACCUGGACGAGGAUAUCAAGAAGGAGGACGUGGUCCCGGAUGUUGGUGGUGCUGCUGGUGGUGCUGUUGAUGGCGUUUCCACCAGAACCGACUUUGGUCCUGUCAUUGGCCGUGGCAACGAUGGAGGUUCGAACCCAGAGCGCGAACCCGGCGCAGGUGGCAACAGCAACGUCCACGCCUUGGACCCCAACACGAACGUGAACAGCCAGCCCUCCGACACAAAGAGCACCGAUCACAGGGGCAACGGCAACGAGGUUGUCAUCAUGAGCGAGGACGAUCGCACGUCGAGCUUCUUCUCGCAGCCCGGCAUUCUGGCUGCUGUCAUUGGCGGAGCCGUCGUUGGACUGCUCUGCGCCAUACUGGUGGUAAUGUUCAUCGUCUACCGCAUGCGGAAAAAGGACGAGGGAUCCUAUGCCCUGGAUGAACCGAAACGCUCUCCGGCCAACAAUUCGUAUGCGAAAAAUGCGAACAAUCGCGAGUUUUACGCCUGAGAUAAUGGCACGUCGCGCAGGUAUUAAGUUGGCCACGACUGCAGGAGAAAAUCAAAGGGAUAGACUCCGGGUCUGGGUGUGGUGAGGCGAUGCGGAAUGGAGCGGAGGCGAUGGAGUCGGGGGAGCUCAACUGGAUACACUGUGCGGAGUGGUAGUGCAAUGCCAUCAGCAACCCACUAAACCAUGGAUAACUCAUCGGCAG
Molecule: messenger RNA, 1673 nt
Organism: Drosophila bipectinata
Lineage: Eukaryota; Metazoa; Arthropoda; Insecta; Diptera; Drosophilidae
Source: RefSeq, a predicted model, not a curated record